Messenger RNA from Sphenostylis stenocarpa, 1701 nucleotides. The record is from the annotation of a GenBank genome assembly. NCBI's taxonomy places the organism in Eukaryota, Viridiplantae, Streptophyta, Magnoliopsida, Fabales, Fabaceae.
AUGGAAGCAACCAGAUUCUCCCCUAAUCACUUCCACCCACACUCCUUCCAAACGAAACCCAAUGCACUCAGAGAAAGAAGAUACGUAAAAUGCAUCAACGGAAUUGGUACUAGGGUUUCGCUUUUCACGUUUCCCGCAUUCAGCACAAGGAUUUAUCCUUCUCAUUACCGGUCUCUUUCUGUUAACUUCUCCGACCGGCUCCGAAGUGAUUAUGCGCGCGUCGAGGCUCCGAAGUAUGAGCUUCCGAAGGAGGAGGUUGUUCCUGCGACUCACGGAGGGGAAGCGGCUGUUGCGUUGGAUCCGGGGGCUGAUGACUCGGUAACCCCGCAAUUGAAACCUGUAAUGUUCAGAAACAGGUUUCUGAACUUUGUGCGGUUGGGUUCUGUGAUUAACGGUGCGGCUGAAUCGUUUUUCAAGAGCGAGAUUAGGAGGAGGUUGUUCGUGACGGCGGUGCUGAUUGUGAUUAGUCGCGUUGGUUAUUUUAUUCCUCUUCCGGGGUUUGACAGAAGGUUGAUACCGGAAGAUUAUUUGAGCUUUGUGUCAGGAUCAUCUGUUGAUGAACUUGGUGACUUCUCUGCUGAGCUCAAGUUAUCUAUUUUCCAGCUUGGAAUCAGUCCUCAGAUAAUAGCGUCCAUUAUUAUGCAGGUACUCUGUCAUGUUGUCCCUUCGCUAGUAAAACUACGAAAAGAAGGGCUGGAUGGGCAUGAGAAGAUUAAGAGUUAUAUAUGGUGGAUGUCAUUUGGCUUUGCAAUUUUGGAAGCUUUAAUAGUUGCAUGCUACUCACUUCCAUAUUCAAUUUAUGCUUCUAGUUAUAGGGUCAAGCAUGUAAUGGUGACAUCGCUUUUAUUGGUUUGUGGUGCAAUGACUAUUACAUGGAUAUGUGAUACUAUAUCAGAAUCUGGAUUUGGUCAAGGCUCGUCUCUAAUCAUAUGCGUGGGCAUACUUACGGGGUAUAUGGAAACAUUAUACAAAAUGCUUACUCAGCUUUCAGUGAGCGCUGUGAGCUGGUGGCCAUAUGUGCUUGCAGUAUUGGGUAUCUUCACUACAGUCACUAUGUGGGCAGUUGUAGUAACGGAAGGUUGCAGGAAAGUAAAGCUGCAGUACUAUGGUUUUAAACUUGCUUCUGCUGCAAGAGAGCAAUCACCUAUUACUGAAGUGGAGCCCUAUAUCCCUUUCAAUAUUAAUCCAGCAGGGAUGCAACCUAUUCUUACCACCUCUUACCUCUUGGCACUUCCAAGCAUUCUUGCAAGUCUGCUGAGGUCACCUUUUUGGGAGCAUGUCAAGGAAAUAUUGAACCCUGAAACUUCUGUUGGUGCUGAGCCAUGGGUUUACUAUUCCAUAUAUGCUUUUUUUGUCUUCCUGUUCAAUAUAUUUGAUAUUGCUAACAUGCCAAAGGAAAUCGCUGAUUAUUUAAAUAAGAUGGGUGCGAGAAUACCAAACAUAAAGCCUGGGAAGGCUACCAUAGAGUACCUCACCAAGGUCCAGGCAUCCACACGAUUUUGGGGCGGCCUACUGUUAAGUGUUCUGGCCACUACAUCAAGUGUUCUCGACCACUAUUUGCGGCGUAUCAAUGCUGGGUUUGCUAUUGGUUUUACAUCAGUUCUAAUUAUUGUUGGUUCCAUUAUUGAACUCAGAAGAUCAUAUCAAGCAUAUAAUGUGAUGCCAAGCUUAAGCAAUGCCUUGAGACGAUAUGGUGUAUAA